This is a messenger RNA of Prunus armeniaca (apricot), 321 nucleotides long. The record is from the annotation of a GenBank genome assembly. NCBI's taxonomy places the organism in Eukaryota, Viridiplantae, Streptophyta, Magnoliopsida, Rosales, Rosaceae.
AUGAGGGUAAAUUUGGAAAUUCAUCCACAACCCUCUCAUUCCUCCACAAUCCUCCAUUGCCGCAACAGUCGCAAUGAAGCCCGCUACCACAACACAACCCACACCCACCAUUUCUCUGCUCACUACGUCCCCUUCAACGCCGACCGUUCCUCUGCUGCCGCCGUCGACUCCGAGUCCUACUCCCUCUAUGAGAUCGUCUACCGAUCCAACUCCAACGGCCUCCUUGACGUCCAACACGACAUGGCCGCCCUCAAGAACUACAACGGCAAGUAUUGGCGCGACCUAUUCGACUCCCACGUCGGCAAGACCACCUGGCUCUAA